Messenger RNA from Theobroma cacao (cacao), 705 nucleotides. Lineage: Eukaryota; Viridiplantae; Streptophyta; Magnoliopsida; Malvales; Malvaceae. The record is from RefSeq and is a predicted model, not a curated record.
AUGGCUACUAGAAGGUUAUUAAGACAGGGUUAUCCAGGUUACUUGGCUGUUGUGAGAGAUACUCAAGCGAAGGUUAGAGAUAUAAGCCAAGUGUCGGUGGUGAAUGAGUUCAUGGAUGUAUUUCCCGAGGAACUACCAGAGGUGGGAGAAAGGAAACUCUUGGGGCCUAAGUUGGUGCAGGAUGCCACCGAGAAAAUACGCAUGAUUCGUCAAAGGAUGUUGUCAGCACAAAGUAGGCAAAAGUCAUAUGUUGAUAACAGAUGGAGGAACUUGGAGUUUCAAGUGGGGGAUCAUGUACUUUUGAAGGUCUCACCAACAAAAAGGGUAAUGAAGUUUUGCAUGAAGGGAAAAUUAAGCCCUCGGUAUAUAGGACCCUUCGAGAUUUUAGAAAGGGUUGGAGCAAUGGCAUAUCACUUGGCAUUACAACCAGAGCUUUCGAAUAUUCACUUCGUGUUUUAUGUGUCAAUGCUUAGGAAGUAUAACCUGAAUCCAUCUCAUGUAAUACGGUAUGAAACCAUCCAACUGAAAGAUGAUUUGAACUAUAAGGAGCAACCGAUAGCUCUCCUUGAUCUGCAAGUUAAAAAGCUCCGUUCAAAGGAUGUAGCCUCAGUUAAAGUGUUAUGGGAAAACCACACCAGUGAAGAGGUAAUGUGGGAAGCUGAGGAGGAGAUGCGAACAAAGUAUCCACACCUCUUUAAUAUGUAG